UUCAUUCUCUGCUUCUAGGUUCAGAACAAUUCUUUGCUCUGAAGGAACUCCUAUCAGGAUUUUUCAUCUCUGUGGCAUCUACACUAAGAUUUGGGCCUUACAUUUUGUUGUCAUUCAGGUUUUAUCAAUGACUUCUGGUAAGUCAUUUUUUGUUGUUACCUGAGUGACUGGGUCGUUUCUUAACGGCAAUGCUUCCCACAGUACUGUUACCUAGAAAGAAGUAAGGCUGUAGCUUGCUAUCUAGCAAUUACAGGCUACUUUGAGAGAAAGUUAAUUAGCCUUAAAACCACCAGCUUGACCCAUACUUUACGAAGUUCUUGUAAUCAUGUUUUUCUAAUGGCGACGAUUCCGAUAGAGCUGCUUUUGAUGUAGAUGACCACCAUUGGAAUUUUUUACCUCACUUUUCGUACAUAUUUGUAAUUUUCAUUCAGUAGCUUUUUUCUUGAGACUGUUUGCAGUUGCUGUUCAUCUUGCGGUGCCCAUGAUAACAUCUGUAAGUUGUAAUAUCUGACUAAAGUACUCCUGCCACUCUAGAAACUAAUUUGGCUGUUAGCUAGUUGCAAUUUAAAACAUAUGCAUGAUUUCUCUUGUUAUCUUGAUGCCCAAGCAAAAUGAUCUGUCUUCGAGUCUCAAAGUGCAUUUGUAAACCCACUGACCUCAUAAUUCUGACUUUGCCCGGUGGGAAAGGAAAGAAUAAGAGGAUGCACUUGUCCAAGGCCUUUAUGACCAUGAAUGCUUUAUUUAUGUAUAAGACCGUGUCUUAGAAAUCUAAUGAGAAUUCAGGAGGUAGAGUACUUUCUUCCUUCAAUAAAGCAGUAAUGUCCAUCAUGGAAAGAAGAUGCUUCAUAUAUAACUGUAGAAACUGAUUUUGGAGAGCUGGCUUAUAAUUGUUUAUAAAGGCUCCUGUGAGUUGCAGACCUGUUUGUGAAGAAACUUUUUACAAUUCUAUCAGUCCUGAAUCUAUUUAAUAUUUAUAUCUAGAACAGAAAUUAAAUACACAGAGAAAUUCAUUUCAUUUCCUGUACAUUUACUGAAUUUAUUUGUUCCUGGCUUCAUGUUUUAUGGUCUUUAAAUUACAUGCUUGCACUGGCCACCCAAAGAAAGAAUUACCUGCUUGCUCAAUCAGGAGGGAACUUGAGGAGGAGCUAGGGAUAGUCCUUCCGAAAGACACAUUUGAGUUAUUAUUUAUUUUUCUUCAAGAGUGUGUUAUAAAUGAUGGUAAUUUCAUCAAUAAUGAAUUUAAUGAUGUCUAUCUGGUGACCACUCUUGAUCCAAUUCCAUUGGAGGCCUUUACGCUGCAGGAAAGUGAAGUAUCUGCUGUUAAAUACUUAUCUUAUGAUGAGUAUAGAAGUUUCCUUGCUAAAGAAGAUCCCGAAUACGUCCCUUAUGAUGUAAAUGGACAAUACGGGCAACUAUUUGACAUAGUUGCACAAAGGUACAACCAGAAGACCAUGGACCGCAGCUUGGCUCUACAAAAGAAAAUCCGUCGCUAUGCUUCUGUUCCGCUCAAUGCAGAGCUGUCAGGGCUUUCAAAUGGAGACAGGGAAGCCCUACUUCUAGUAAUUAAGGCUGCAAAAGUUAUUGAUGAAAUCUUCUACCUGCAGGUAUGGUACAACAAUCCAGCUCUGAGAGAUUGGUUGAAGGAGCAUGCUGCUUCGUCAGAGCUGGACAAGCUUAAAUGGAUAUACUAUUCAAUAAAUAAAAGUCCAUGGUCUUGCCUUGAUGAGAAUGAGGCAUUUUUGACGACCGCAGAUUCCACCGUUAGGUUGCUAUCUAAACCGGCGAAGCAAGUAAAUGGGUGGAAGGGCAUCGAAUAUAAGGCUGCAUUUCCUAUGCAAAAACCACCUGGUGCAAACUUUUAUCCUCCUGACAUGGACAAAAAGGAAUUUGAUUUAUGGAAGAGCAGCUUAUCGAAAGAUGAAAAAGAGGAGGCAACUGGCUUUUUCAAUGUUAUAAAGAGGAAAAGUCAAUUUAGUUUGGACAAAGCCUUGUCUAUAUCUUCUGAUGAAAGUAACAGUAAUGCAGUCAAACCGGUUCAUGACCUUUUUAUUGUCCCCUAUUCACAAGAGUACAGAGCUUUGCUUACAGAAGCUGCUGAACUGUUGCAUAAAGCUGGAAAUUUUACUAGCUCCCCAAGCUUGAGGAAACUAUUGCAAAGCAAGGCUGAAGCCUUUUUGUCCAAUGACUAUUAUGACUCUGACAUUGCCUGGAUGGAGUUGGACUCCAAGUUGGAUGUGACUAUUGGUCCUUAUGAGACUUAUGAAGAUACACUAUUUGGUUACAAGGCGACGUUUGAAGCAUUUAUUGGUAUUCGAGAUGACGAGGCAACUGCUCAAUUGAAACUCUUUGGAGAUAAUCUUCAGGUAUUGGAACAAAAUCUCCCACUGGACACUAUAUACAAAUCACAAGAUGUGAUUGCUGCACCAAUACGUGUCAUUCAGCUUGUUUACAAUGCAGGGGAUGUCAAGGGCCCUCAAACUGUCGCUUUUAAUUUACCAAACGAUGAGCGCAUCGUGAAGGAUCGAGGAACAUCAAUGGUUAUGCUCAAGAAUGUUUCAGAAGCAAAGUUCGAGCAUAUUCUCCAGCCCAUAGCGGCUGGAUGCAUAUCAGGGAAACAAAGGGGGCUAGUAGAUUUUGAUUCUUUCUUUACUCACACAAUUUGCCAUGAGUGCUGCCAUGGAAUUGGCCCCCAUACCAUAACUCUCCCAAAUGGUCAGAAGUCUACAGUGAGACUAGAGCUUCAAGAACUUCACUCAGCUUUGGAAGAAGCAAAAGCUGAUAUAGUUGGUCUUUGGGCAUUAAAGUUUUUCAUUGACCAGGACUUGCUUCCAAAGGAUUUGGUUAAGUCAAUGUACGUCUCUUUUCUGGCCGGAUGCUUUCGCUCAGUUCGUUUUGGUUUAGAGGAAGCUCAUGGAAAAGGUCAGGCGUUGCAGUUCAACUGGUUAUUUGAGAAAGGAGCAUUCGUUUUGCAUCACGAUGAAACAUUCAGUGUUGAUUUUACGAAGGUUGAAGAUGCUGUAGAAAGCUUGAGCCGGGAGAUACUCACCAUACAAGCAAAAGGUGACAAGCCAACUGCAAGGUCCCUCAUGGAUAGAUAUUGCAAAAUGACAGAUCCACUCAAAGCUGCUUUGCAGAGACUAGAAAACAAUCAGGUUCCUGUGGACAUUGUUCCCAUGUUUCCAAUAGCUGAUUUGAUAAGGGAGUGAAAGGAAAGGAGUCUUCGCAGCCUUCGUGACAUUUUAUAUCAACUGAUGAGAAAUCGUGCUUAUUCCCCCACUGCAACGAAGAAAUAACUGGAAGAGUCCUUUCAAAUGACUUUGUGGCGUCUUCCCAGUUAAUUGGCAAAACUCUUUAUGCUUAAUACAGUGAUUAGUGAUAAGUAUAGGAGGGGGAAUGUCUUUACAUUACAUGUUACAUAGAAAAGCCCUGAGUUAAUGCUCUGAAUUGAUAAUCGAUUUGGUUUUUUUUUGGAAGGAUUUCAUUAA
Rhodamnia argentea is the source of this 3485-nucleotide messenger RNA. Its product is annotated as nudix hydrolase 3. Bases 1062 to 3206 code for a protein of 714 amino acids. Gene Ontology annotation, molecular function: dipeptidyl-peptidase activity. Lineage: Eukaryota; Viridiplantae; Streptophyta; Magnoliopsida; Myrtales; Myrtaceae. The transcript has 20 exons. The record is from RefSeq and is a predicted model, not a curated record. Gene Ontology annotation, cellular component: cytoplasm.